CAGUUACAUUCAUACCAUACUACCGUUAUCUUAAUCUAACGAUUUAGCAUUUACCAUGAAUUUUAUGACCACAAUGAAAUUAGAAAAUUUACAAAGAAAUUAGAAAAUACUGCUAACAAGUAAUGAAUAAUAUGUGAAAAAUGCAGUUUUCAUGUUUAUUAUAGUAUUAUAAAUACAAUUUUGCUUAUUACAUAUUACAAUUCUGUACAGUUAAGAUGAUAUUCAAUGGAAUCCAAGUGACAAAAAGAACGAAAAUCAGAUUGAAAUUAAUAUUUUGAAGAUUAAUUAUCAGUGGAAAAAUAAAUUAAUGAGACGGUAUUAAUUGAGGUUCAAUGCCACUCGGCAGUAAACCUGAAUGUGUCAAGUGUGGGACUCGAGAAACCCCGCUUUGGCACUCAACCGAAGCUGGUAACCUUUGUAACACCUGUCUUGAAGAGGAAAGAAAUUCUGGAGCAAGUUCAAACGCAAAAACUGAAGAAGAGGAUAAAGCAGGGUCAUUAAAGCCUACUAGAAGAAGUACAAGAAUUACAAGAUACUGUAAUUCUAAGUCUGUACCACAUAAGAUUAUACCUAAAGGAAAAGGAAGAAGAAAUUUAUUUAAGAAAACUCCAGUUAAAGCACCAACUGCUACAGCAACCCCAAUUACAAGUAAUUAUGUAUUUUAUAAAGGAACGUAUUUUCAAGUAGGCGAUAUAGUUUCUAUGCAGGAUGUCAAUGGUGGAAUUUAUUAUGCACAAAUUCGUGGUUUACUCACUGAUCAAUACUGUGAAAAAAGCGCUGCUGUUACCUGGCUUUUGCCUACAACAGCAAGUCCACCACCUGACGAAGGAUUCAGUCCUCAGACGUACAUUAUAGGACCAGAAGAGGAUCUCCCACGUAAAUUGGAUUGCAUGGAAUUCAUAAUGCAUGCUCCAUCAGAUUACUAUAAACUGAAGAAUACAGCAUAUCCGCCGCCACUUACGGAGAGAGGUAAUGGAUAUAUAUGGACUACAUUUAGGAAUGAAAUUGCUAUGUCGAAAAGGUGAAUUUUAUCUGAGAAUAUUUGUUGUCUUACAGUAAUUCGUAUUAAAAAUUGUGUGUUCGAUUUCUUGUAUUAGAUAAAUAG
Ceratina calcarata is the source of this 1105-nucleotide messenger RNA. RefSeq names its product GATA zinc finger domain-containing protein 1. The record is from RefSeq and is a predicted model, not a curated record. Bases 333 to 1025 code for a protein of 230 amino acids. The transcript is spliced from 3 exons. Gene Ontology annotation, cellular component: nucleus. NCBI's taxonomy places the organism in Eukaryota, Metazoa, Arthropoda, Insecta, Hymenoptera, Apidae. Gene Ontology annotation, molecular function: sequence-specific DNA binding; zinc ion binding. Gene Ontology annotation, biological process: regulation of DNA-templated transcription; chromatin organization.